GCACUCUUUUACUUAAGGGGGAAGCCAAGGAAAAUCUUAUAAGCUAAAAUAAAAGCGAAACAAGGCAGGGUUCGCGAGCGCUUUUUUUUUCAGUCUAAAGAGGUACUUGGAGGAGUGGCCAUCGUAUCACAGGCCAAGUUUACUUCUGGAUUUGUGAAAUAUGUGGGCCGACGAUGAUGCAGCACCAUGGGAUAUGGGGGAUGAUACCACACAGGAGCAACCAGCGGAGGGAGAGGCAGCUGCAGAAGGAGCUCCUGCUGACGGUGCGGCUGCUCCAGAAAAGCCGAAACUAACGUUGCUGAAACUUGAACCACCGCAUUACAAUCAUCACUGGGUUCGCCCCCUCUUUCUUAAUUACGCAUAUCUUUAUGAAUACAGGAAGAAUUACUACGACGACGUGAUUGAUUAUCUGAACCAAAGGCAAAGGGGCAUAUUCCGUGAGCCUCCCAGAGCUCAAGAAUGGGCUGAACGAGCAAUGAGAACCUACGACGAGAAGAAUCUCGACAAGAGUCACAAACGAUCUGCAGACAUGAAGACUAUAAUUAAUAUGAGACACGAACCUAGAUAUUACAGUUACCACACUCGGGCCUAUUACAGUUUGAAGUACCAGAAGAUCCUCUGAAUUUAUUAUUUUGAUAACAAAGUACGACCCGGUAUUAAAAUAAUUGUCAUUCGCGGCAUAGAUAUAGAUUUCGUUGCGGCAUAUUUAUAUACGUGGCUUGUAACAACUUUGCUAGUGUUGAUUAAUGUUUUUGUAAGCGUAUUCACCUACUACGAAUUCUAUUCAUUAAUUGUUCUCUACCCAACUGUUCACACCAUAAGCAUAAACUAGCAGAAAAUUUCACAUGUAUAAAUUGCCACUUAUAUUUAAUUUUACAAAGAUAUUAAAUUCCUUGUGAACUGAUAUGUAAGUAAACGUUUUAUAAUAAUUGCUAUUCUUUUGAUCAGUCUUUAUUCGACGCAACCAUGUGAUUUCUUAGAGAUAGACCGUGAUAGCUGUGAUGUACUUGUAUAUGCUCUAAACCUCAAUGCAUAUUGUAUGUAUACUGCCGCUGAAGCAUUCUCAAAUACAUUGAUAUUAUCAAACAUCAC
This is a messenger RNA of Hylaeus volcanicus, 1092 nucleotides long. It is a transcript of the gene fln, whose product is annotated as flightin. NCBI's taxonomy places the organism in Eukaryota, Metazoa, Arthropoda, Insecta, Hymenoptera, Colletidae. Bases 161 to 622 code for a protein of 153 amino acids. The record is from RefSeq and is a predicted model, not a curated record. The transcript is spliced from 3 exons.